This is a messenger RNA of Musa acuminata AAA Group (dessert banana), 2287 nucleotides long. Its product is annotated as probable pectinesterase/pectinesterase inhibitor 34. Gene Ontology annotation, biological process: cell wall modification. Bases 406 to 2181 code for a protein of 591 amino acids. Gene Ontology annotation, molecular function: pectinesterase inhibitor activity; pectinesterase activity. The transcript is spliced from 2 exons. The record is from RefSeq and is a predicted model, not a curated record. NCBI's taxonomy places the organism in Eukaryota, Viridiplantae, Streptophyta, Magnoliopsida, Zingiberales, Musaceae.
UCUGCUCCUUUCACUUCCCGUGGGUGCCAGAAGAUCCUGUAGAUCGAGCCUCCAUUGACUCGGAUUACCUCUGACUUGGAUGUUUAUAGUCGUCCCUCACGAUGCAUUGCUGUUCUUCUGCCGUGGUAAAGCACUCCGAGUGAAAGAUAAGGGAAACAUUAUUUAGCAGGGAUUGAUGGUACGUACAGAUCCUGCAAAGCAAAUGGGGUUCUUUGGCCCAUGGAAACCUGACCACCCGGUUGAAGACAGCUAAUGCUGCAGGAGGUGGACAUCUCACCGGACUGCUGCUGCCUUCACCUCGCUCGGCUUUCCUUAUAACCCUCGCUGACAUCUUCUUCCCCUUUUGCGACUCUUUCUCAUCUUUCACCUCAACUCCCUUCGCUUUCUCAACAGCAGCCUUAUACGAUGGGCUACGGCCGACUGGGAUCGUCCGAGUCGAUCCUCUCUGUUUCCGAUCUGGAACCGAGUCGCGACGCGCCGAGCACGCGCAAGCGGGUGUUGCUUUGGCUCGCCUUCGUCGCUGUCCUCCUGCUCGCCGCUUCCGGCGUCUCGGUCGCGCUGUUCUUCCGCGGCCGGAUCCCGUCGGUCUCGCCGGCGCGCCGCCGGGCCCCUAGCCAGGCCAUCUCCAGGGCGUGCGGCCGGACUCGGUACCCCGCUCUGUGCGUGAGCUCGCUGCUCGACUUCCCCGGCGCGCUCGAGGCGGCCGGGGAACGCGACCUCGUGCACGUCUCGGUCAACAUGACGCUCCAUCGUGUCGGAGCUGCCAUCCACGGCGCUUCCGCCAUCGCAAGCGCCGCCAUGGACACUCUGGCCCGUUCCGCAUACGACGACUGUAUGGAGCUGCUCGACCACUCCCUCGACCUGCUGUCCAACUCGCUCCUCGUCGUGUCCCCGUCCUCGCAGGCCCGGGUCAAGGCCGUCUCCAGCGAGGACGUGCUCACCUGGCUCAGCGGCGCGCUCACGAACCAGGACACGUGCAAUGAAGGUCUGCAACCGGUCAAAGACCUCUACGUCAAGAAGCACAUGGCGAACCAGCUGAAGGACCUCACCGAGCUUGUCAGCAACUGCCUGGCCAUCUUCUCCGGCGUGAGCCGUAACGAGGACUUCACCGGCAUUCCCAUCCACAACAAGAAGAGGAAGCUCCUGAACGCCAUCGACGUCGACGAUGGAUUUCCGGCAUGGGUGGCGAAGAAGGACCGGCGGCUGCUUCAGGUACCGGCGGCGGACAUUCAGGCAGACAUGGUCGUGUCCAAGGACGGAAAUGGCACCUACACGUCCAUCGUGGACGCCGUGAAGGCCGCGCCGGAGUACAGCAGCCGCCGCAUCAUCAUCUACAUCAAGGCCGGCCGGUACUACGAGAACAUCAAAGUCGGAAGAAAGAAGACGAACCUCAUGUUCAUCGGCGACGGCAAAAACCAAACUAUCAUAGCCGGAUCGCGAAGCGUCUACGACAACUUCACCACCUUCCAUACCGCCACCUUCGCGGCGACGGGGACGGGGUUUAUAAUGAGGGACAUCACGAUACAGAACUGGGCAGGGCCGGAGAAGCACCAGGCGGUGGCGCUCCGCGUGGGGGCCGACCACGCGGUGGUCUACCGCUGCAACGUCAUCGGCUACCAGGACACUCUGUACGUGCACUCGCAGCGGCAGUUCUUCCGGGAAUGCGACAUCUACGGCACCGUCGACUUCAUCUUCGGCAACGCGGCGGUGGUGCUACAGAACUGCAGCCUGUGGGCACGGAAGCCGAUGGACAUGCAGAAGAACACCAUCACGGCGCAGAACCGCAAGGACCCCAACCAGAACACCGGAAUCUCCAUCCACGCGUGCCGGGUGGUGGCGGCGGCAGACCUGGAGCCGGUGAAGGCCAGCUAUUCCACCUACCUGGGCCGGCCGUGGAAGCUGUACUCCAGGGUGGUUUACAUGAUGUCGUACAUGGAGGAUCACAUCCACCAAGCGGGGUGGCUGGAGUGGAACGCCACCUUCGCCCUGGACACGCUCUACUACGGGGAGUACAUGAAUUACGGGCCGGGGGGUGCGGUGGGGAAGCGGGUGACAUGGCCAGGGUACCGGGUGAUCACGCUGCCGGAGGAGGCGAGCAAGUUCACGGUGGCUCAGUUCAUCUACGGCUCCUCAUGGCUGCCUUCAACUGGAGUGGCCUUCUUGUCUGGCUUAUCCGUGUAAAUGGCCACCCAUCCCAUUCCUUCCUUCUUCUAAAUGUUAUCAUUGCCUUUGUUCUAUAUGUGACCUCUUUGUUUAUGUACGAUAUAGGUUUAUUUUGCCUUUUUUA